AGGCUCAGGCUAGUUACGUCGCAGGGUUCCCCGUACCCCUCCCGCUCCCCCCGGGCCCACCCGUCCGGCUGGACUAGGACGCAAGGGCUGAGUCGCAUGGACUCGCACGCCCCCCCCCUCUUUUUGGGACGACCCCCGUCAGGAUGUGGAACUGGCCGCUGGCUCCUCUUUUACGACGAGCCGGAAAUCAAGUGCUGAGAGAGAUGCCCUCGCACACCAGGCCUUUGACAAUGAUUGAGGGCAUGCCCUCGACACAUAUUUUUUGGUGGGGAGCUCGGCUCCGACCCAGCCCAGACGACCCUUGACAAUAACUCGUCGGAACGGAACUAAUGGGUUCAAUGGAUGCCCCGGCGAUUCGGAGGGCCUACGAAAGCUCGGCCGGCCCGACGAAGGUUGCGAGGGGCGGCAUGCCGCCGUCCCCGACGCCUCCUAGGUCGAGACCGACGAGUAGUUCCGCGAGCUCCGUAGGGUCGGUCCGGUCGCAGGCAAAUGAGGCUCGCCGCCAUGCCGGCGGCAAAACUUCAGGAAACGGGCCGGAUACCACCGAACGCGCACCACUCGAUGCCCGAGGAUGGGUGCCGUCCGUGUUCCGGGCUCGACCCGCCAUCAAGAUGCAAGAAUGUCUCUUGUCUUUGUUUCGGGCUCGGACUGGCCGCCGGCGCCGGCGAGGUUCAACGCGCCGCGAGGAGGCCUGCGCGCAGCGGGUAUAUGCAACCAAUUCGUUGCCGCGCAAGUCGAAGAAACCGAGCCGUGGAGCACCGCCGGCCUGUGGCCCGGCCGCCGCGACUCGGUGGACGCCGGGGGAGGGUCGCGGGCGGCGGAAACGCGCGCCGCCGGCGAAAACUGGCUCCGAUGAGCCUAGGUGCACUUAGGCCUCUCACAACGCACGCAGCGCCUCCGGGGCUGCGCCAAGCGGCACAGAUGCAUCAGAGUACACGAGGAACGCAACAAAGCGGAUCCGACGUCCAGCGCUCGCGCAGGGGACUCGCGUAGGCAUUCUAGUAUUCUAGUCUAGAGGCAGGGGCUGCCCACGGCCUAUUUAAUUAUUGCCCAGAUGGGGCCGGUGUUCUUUACGCUGGCGGCGGCUGCCGCAGCGGCGCCGUCGCCCGCCUGCCCGGCCGUUGCGCCGGCCUACCACGCCGCAACAACCUGCGGUGCAGGCGUGAGCGGCGUCGUCCGAAUUCCGGCGGUGCGCAAGGGCCUGAACAACCAGCGGAUGCGCAUCGUCCAGGACGCGGUUAUCGCGGCGCUGCUCGGCGCGGCUGUCGAGCUGCCUUCCUUUCUCCGAACGCGGCGGCGGUGCGGCUACCGCGCAGGCUGCUACCAGGACUACGAAGGCACGGUCCCGUUCGACGCCGUCUACGAUCGUGAGAGGGUGGUAGAGGGCCUCCGAAGGGCGGGCGUCUGCGUCGUCGACACGCGCAGCGAGGGGCGCGCGCCGGAGCUCGCCGGCGCGCUCUGGCCGACGACCGCGUCGCAGCUCGGGCCCGGCGGCGACGUCGCGCGGCGCUACGACCUUCGGGGCGGCGUCUGGUCGCUGGGCGGCGAGGAGGACUGCUGCACCAAGCUCGUGGUUGACACGCGCCGGAGCCUCGACCUCCUGACGAGCGUCAACGCGGCGUUUUCAUCGGCGCGGCGCAUCCGUCGCGCCGCGCACGAGGUCUCACGGCGCCUCGCGGCGGCGACCGGGCGCGCGAAGGAGCACGCGGCCGUCGCGAUCCACUGGCGCGCGGACGAGGACUUUGUGCGGAGCGCGCAUGGCCUCGACGCGCGCGCGUACGCGCGCGCUGCGUGCACGGCGCUGGCUGGUGUCGCGCGCGGUCGGUCGUCGUUGAAGACGCUCGACGUCUUCGUCUUGGGCGAGGCGGACCGCGCGCGCAUCAGGGCAAUCGACGCCGACCUUCGGAAGCAUCGAAGCUGCCCGCGCUUUAGCCUGCACGCCAAGGCGACGUUGGGGAACGUCGAUGAGGCGCUGGCAUCCGGGCCCGACGGCGGCGACGACGUCAAGGGCCAGGUCGACUUCGAGCUCGGUCUCCGCGCCGCCGUGUUCGUCGGCACGCAGUUUUCGUCUUUCUCGGCGCUCGUCGCGCUCGCGCGACGCGCCGAGGGCCGCGAUUCGCUCAUGCUCGACGUCGACGUCGCCGACCGGCUCGGCCUGAUCUUCGCGCUCACGUUCCCCCACGACGCGCGGCGUCGGACGGACGCGGCGCUUUCCAGGCUGUGCCGCGACGUCGUUGCGGCGCACGCCGCCUUCGGCGCGGGGCUGGCCGCGUGCCUACCACCACCACGCGCGGGCUCGAGCCUUGCGGUUCACAGCUUCGGACAUUGCGAGGACUGCUCGCACCUCAUGCCGAGCGUCUGCCUCGACCUCGACAAAGCGGACGCGCGGCACGCGGCGUUUGUUGAAUCAACGCAAAUCCAGGCGGUCGUGUCGCGCGGCUUCCGGCGGAUCUCGUGCGCGCGCGUGGUUCAAGUCGUCGCCGAGCGCGGCGUGCACCGGAAUCCAACGACCGGGGAGAUCUACGUCGUCGAGGACAUCACGGACACGGGGGAGCUGAGAUCGUCGCUGAGGGCGUCGCUGAGGGCGAAACUGGGCAACACGCCAGGCGACGGCGCGCGGGACGGCGAGUGCUCGGGAAGCCUCUCAUUUUCGUCGAUCAACCCGCCGCUCGACGCGCCGGCGGCCGCGGGCGGGCGGCGCUGCACGCUUGCCGUCGUCACGGCGCUCUUUGGUUCUAUCGACUCGCUGGAGCACCUUAAAACGCUGGAACCCAAGCACGCGCGGCUGCUAGAAUUCGAGAAUAGGCUGGGCGCGGCGAGCUGCUGGAUCGCACUCGUCGACUUCGCGGCGGCUCGCCGCAUCGCCGCGAUGCACGGCGCCCGGCGGUGCCACAGCGUUGACCACGGACCGUGGCGCGUCGUGCGUGUCCCGAAGGCACUUCAACCGUUCGCGACGGCCGCCCAGAACACCCGCAUUCCGAAGAUGCUCGCGCACCGCUUCGUCCCGAACGCGCGGUAUCUGCUCUACUUCGACGCCAAGCUUCACCCGAGCACGCUCGAGUGGACGUGGCGCCUGCUGCACGACGAGCUGCUCGCUCGCGGUUCCGCGUGGACGUCGCCGCGGCACCCGGCUCGCGGGACGCCGCACGAAGAGGCGCGGUGCGUCCACUUGCUGGGCCUUGCUUCGGAUGCCGCGCUGAGCCAGCUCCGCGCGUACGCUGCGGCGGGCCUGCCGCGCGACGCGCCGCUGGCUGAGGGCGAAUGGCACCUCCGCGACCUCUACCGGAACGAGAGUUCGGCGCUCGGCUGCGCCUGGUUUGACGAAUACCGCCGCUGGGGACACCGCCGCGACCAGCUCGCCUUUCCCUACGCCUCCUGGACGCUGCGGGGCCCCGACGAGCAGGAGGCGACGGCGACGAGCGCCGUCUUCCUCGCCGAGGCAGACGCCGGCGCACAAUUUGCGCACAUCACGCGCUCGCGGCGGUACGAACGAUCGCGCAAAAAUUCGGCCUUGUGCGCCCUCGCCUCCAGGCGGCACGGCGACGAGGUUAUGGCCUACAUCCGCCGCGGCGGAGAUCGACCGAGUGUCUUCUCGCGAGCACGCGGAGUCGCGGGCAUCGCAGCCGGCCUCGCGUGCGCGCUCCUCGUGCGAAGCCGAAAGCGGGCGCGGCGCUCAAUGCAAUAAGAAAAGUCUUAGUUCAA
Pelagomonas calceolata is the source of this 3702-nucleotide messenger RNA. The record is from the annotation of a GenBank genome assembly. Lineage: Eukaryota; Pelagophyceae; Pelagomonadales; Pelagomonadaceae.